GCAUCACACAGGCCUCGUUCGUUGAGAUAGUUGCGUGUGGUGUGGGAUGUUCGAGCUGGGAGCGCAGGCAUGACACCGGAUGAGAUAGCAGGAUCUCAUGCUAGCAUAUAUGAAGCCUGGUACAACCAGAUUGAUAAAAAUCACACAAAUGUUAUUGGUGCCUUGGAUGCAGCCAAGUUUCUGAAGAAGUCAGGACUUCAAGAUAAUGUGCUGGGACAGAUUUGGGACAUAGCAGAUUCAAGAUGUAUGGGCCAGUUGGAUAAAACUGGGUUCUUUGUGGCCUUAAAGAUGAUAGCGCUGGCCCAGAAUGCCAAACACGUGGAUUUGUCUAAUGUUCGCAGCAAUGUCCCUCCUCCAAAUAUGGGUGAGCCACCACCUGCCGGCUCGUUUUCGCCGGCCAUCAGCAACGGGAGCACUGUUUGGACCGUGAAGCCGGAGGAUAAGCAGCGCUACGACCAGAUCUUCAACUCCCUCGGACCAAUCAACGAACGACUACCUGGCAAUAAGGUGCGGGAGGUGCUGCUGAAUUCGAAGCUGCCGAUGGACACUCUGGGACGGAUAUGGGACCUGUCAGACAUUGACAAGGACGGCUUCCUCGACCGAGACGAGUUCACAAUCGCGAUGCACCUGGUGUACAAGGCUCUGGCCAAGUGUGCUGUGCCGGCCGCGCUGCCCGCCGAGCUGCUGCCGGCCGCCAAGCGGGGCUCCUCGCUGGGCACUAUGCCGGACCUGUUGCCCACCUCGGACGGACUCAUCAAGCCGCUGGCGCGGCCGGUGGCGCAGCAGCAGUGGGUGGUCUCGGCCAGCGACAAGGCGCGCUCGGACGUCAUGUUCCGCGCUGCCGACCUCGACCAGGACGGCUUCGUCUCCGGCGCCGAGAUCCGCGACAUCUUCCUCAAGUCGGGCGUGCCCCAGCUCUGCCUGGCGCACAUCUGGAACCUCUGCGACAUGAAGCAGACGGGCAAGCUGAACCGGGAGCAGUUCGCGCUGGCGCUGCACCUGAUCCAGCAGAAGCUGCAGGGCGUGGAGCCGCCAGCGGCGCUCACUCCGGCCAUGGUGCCGCCCACGCUGCGACCCAAGCCCGGCCAGGAGCCGCCGGCGCCGCCGCCGCCGCUGGAGACCGGACCAACGUACGAUAAUCCGGAGCUGGAGGCGAUGCAUAAGGAGAUCCAGGGCUUGAUGUCGGAGCAGGGCCAGCUGGAGGUGGACAUAUCGCAGAAGGAAGACCAGAUCAAGAGCAAAAACUCGGAGGCUUCCACACUGCAGAGGGAGCUGGAGACGCUGGCGGCCACACUGAAGCAGCUGGAGGGCCAGAAGGGCGCCGCCGCCGGCAAGCUGGACGACCUCGCCAGCCAGACCAAGGGUCUGGAACGCGACCUGCUGGCCGCCAAAGACGAGGUGGCGCGCGAGCAGCAGAAGGUGGACCGACUGCAGGCGCAGGUGAAGGAGCAGGAGGAGUCGCUGGUGGCGCAGGAGCAGGAGCUGGGCGACAAGCGGCGCGAGCUGAGCGAGCUGCGCGACGAGGAGCUGUCGCUGGAGCGGCAGGUGCAGGAGAACAGCAGCCGCCAGGAGCGCAUCGCCCGCACGCUCGAGGACGCGGCCCUCCAGAUCAGCCAGGCCAAGUCGAAGGUGACGCAGCUUGAGGAAAGCCAGCGCCAGAUGUCGGAGGCGCUGGGCCAACUGGACGCGGCGCUGGAGGGCGGCGACGCCGCGGCCGUGCCCGACUCGGCGCUGCAACCGGCCGACACGUCGUUCGCCGACCCGCAGUUCACUGAGAUCCGCAGCAUGCUCAGCCCGGAGCCGGAGCCGGCGCCCGCGCCGGAGCCGGAGCCGGAGCCGGAGCAGCGCUCCCAGCCGCCGCCGCGCCCGGCCGCGCCCACCUUCCAUGCCAACGGCUUCAACGACCCGUUUCGGCCGUCGUCGGGCGGGGGCGGCCGCUCGGCCUGGGGCGCCGACCCGUUCGGCGCGUGGGACGCGGCGCCGGCGGCGCUGCCCCCGAAGACGGCCGCCAAGGUGCCUCCGCCGCGCCCGGCGCCGCCCAAGAGUGUGCCGGCCCGGCCGCCGCCGCCCACGUUCGCGGCCAAACCGGAACCGGCCGUGGCCGCCGGAGGGUUCGCCGACUUCGCCAACUUCGACCAGUUCACCAGCGGCUCCGGCGACGCCUGGUCGGCGCCAACGUCGCCCGCGCCGCCGCCGCCGACCUUCGCCAUCUCUGACCCGUUCUCCGCGCACGACCCGUUCGCCGGCGCCGACCCGUUCGGCGCCGCCGACCCGGGCGACCCGUUCGCGGCGUCCGGCGGCCGGGACUCCGGCUGUCUGACGCAGUCGUCGACGAUGGAGUUCGAGCGGCCGGCAGCCGGCCGUCGUGACCCGUUCGAGCCGGUGUCGGGUAUCCUUAUCAGCGGCUAG
Pollicipes pollicipes is the source of this 2409-nucleotide messenger RNA. RefSeq names its product epidermal growth factor receptor substrate 15-like 1. The transcript is spliced from 20 exons. The record is from RefSeq and is a predicted model, not a curated record. Gene Ontology annotation, molecular function: calcium ion binding; protein binding. Gene Ontology annotation, biological process: endocytosis; endosomal transport. Bases 70 to 2409 code for a protein of 779 amino acids. Gene Ontology annotation, cellular component: cytoplasm; plasma membrane. Lineage: Eukaryota; Metazoa; Arthropoda; Thecostraca; Pollicipedomorpha; Pollicipedidae.